Emiliania huxleyi CCMP1516 is the source of this 759-nucleotide messenger RNA. RefSeq lists its product as hypothetical. Lineage: Eukaryota; Haptophyta; Isochrysidales; Noelaerhabdaceae. The record is from RefSeq and is a predicted model, not a curated record. The transcript is spliced from 2 exons. The coding region runs from base 1 to 759 and encodes 252 amino acids.
AUGGCUACCCUAAGAAUCGCACCGUGGGGCUUGCCCUACGCUCGGGGCCCUACGCAUACGGCGACGUCUUGGGAGAACAAUAAGGCCAAGAAGGCGCCGUCUGCUUUCGCGCUCGAGGAGGAGCGGAGGGCGAAGGCUGCGGCAGAGCUUCGCGCACAGGAGGAGAGGGCGGCACAGCUGGCUGCUGAGCAGGAGGCAGCGAGGCGGGCGGAGCGGGAGGCGGCAGAGCUAGCGGGUGCGGCAGAGCGGGCGGCGCUGCGCGAGGAUGCGGAGCUGGCAGAGGCGCUGCGCCGGUCAGAGGUGGAUGCCGAGGAGGCGCUGGCGCGUCGGGUGUCGCGGUGCGAGGAGGCGGUGAGCAGCGAGUCGACCGGCGGCGGCGGGGACUUGGUGCGGCGUGUCGAGCGGCUGGAGGCGAGCCUCGUCGCGGCGACCGAGGGUAGCCUCGAGGAGCGGGUCGGCGCCAUCGAGCGCUUGAUCGAGCCGGAGGCGAGAGAGGCGGCGGAGCAGCAUCUGCCAGUCACUGAGCCGCUUGCUGCCGUCUCACUAGCCGACGCCUGCCUCGACACGGGGCGGCAGGCUGCCCCCGAGUCCACGAUGGGGGGAGAGACCACGUGUAUCGUGUGUUUCGCGAGAGUCAAGUCGCAUGCUGCGGUUCCGUGCGGGCACUUGUGCGCUUGUGGGCCGUGCUCUGAGCUGAUGCAAGAGUGCCCUUACUGCCGCGAGCCAGUGAUGAUGUGGAUGGUUCCGCGUCCGGUCUAG